CGGCCGUCCUGACCGCGGCAGCGCCAACGGGAACGGGAGCGUGUCCGCGCCGUCCCGCCCCGCCCCCGGGAAAGCGGCUCCCGCAGCCGCUCGGGGCUGGAGCUCGGCGGAGCCGCGGGGUGUGUGGGGAGGUAGCGGGGCACGGGCUGGCUCCGAGCCUCGGCAGCGCUUUGGGUAUCUCCCUGCGAUAUCCGCAGGCUUCGGGUAAAAAAGCUUCCCCGAGGAGUGUUCUGCGCGUUGCGCUAGGUAACCAUGGCAGGUGAUGACUGUGUAAGGAAACGCCAGUCUGGCUCCACUGCAACCUGCAAGACCCCUGAGAAUGAAGAAACACAGAGGAGAGCUGAGAACGAGAGAUCCUUUCAAAACUCCAGCAAUGGCUGGGUUGAUGUCGACCACGUGAUAACRAGGAAAAUGCAGCUAAUAGCAGAAGCUGAGCAACUGAAGCCAGCUUUCAUGAAGGAGGUGGACAGUCACUUCACAGAGUUUGUGAAUAGUUUAGUGGCAAAAUCAGCACUCUUGGAUUCCUCAUCUCCAGCCUCUGUUUUCCCAGCCUCCAGCACGGACAAGGAACUUCACAAAGCCAAGAACUCAAGGGCCCCUCCAGAACAUGGGAAAAUCUUUACUGCCAGGAGGUCCCUCUUGGAUGAGCUGUUUGAAGUGAGUCACAUCAGGACRAUCUACCACAUGUUCAUCGCUCUCCUCAUUGUCUUCAUCCUCAGUACACUUCUAGUAGACUUCAUUGAUGAAGGAAGGCUGGUCCUUGGAUUUGAUCUCCUGGUCUUUGUUUUUGGAAAGUUGCCAGUUGUCUUCUGUACUUGGCUGUGCAUGUUCAGUGCCACAGUAGUUAUUCCAUACAACCUUUAUGUCUGGUGGGCCCAAGGCUAUUCCAGUUCCUCCCAUCGUGCAAUCCACUCUUUUUUCUAUGGGAUGCUGCUCACARUCUUCCAGAUAGCUGGGCUUGGGAUUGGACCAACCUAUGUUGCUGUGUCCUACGCCCUGCCUCCAGCUUCCCGCUUCAUUGUCAUACUGGAACAGGUUCGUUUUAUUAUGAAGACUUAUUCCUUCAUCCGGGAGAAUGUACCCAGAGUCCUGUCCUCUGCAAAGGACAAGUCUGGUACAGUACAUAUUCCCAGAAUUUCUCAGUACCUGUACUUCCUCUUUGCUCCCACCCUCAUCUACAGAGACAGCUAUCCCAGGAAUCCCACGAUAAGAUGGGGCUAUGUAGCCACCAAGUUUGCACAGGUGCUUGGUUCACUUUUCUAUGCCUACUACAUCUUUGUGAGACUUUGCAUUCCUCAGUUUCGCAACAGUAGUCAGGAAACUUUCAACCUUCGAGGGCUGGUCCUCUGCAUCUUCAACUCCAUCCUGCCAGGUGUGCUGAUUCUCUUCCUGGCAUUCUUUGCAUUCCUUCACUGUUGGCUCAAUGCAUUUGCUGAGAUGCUGCGCUUUGCAGACAGGAUGUUCUACAAGGACUGGUGGAAUUCCACAUCCUAUGCAAACUACUACAGAACCUGGAACGUGGUAGUACAUGACUGGCUCUAUUACUAUGCCUACAGGGACUUCCUUUGGUUUUUUGGUAAGAAGUUCAAAGCAGCAGCCAUGCUGUCUGUUUUUGCUGUGUCAGCUGCUGUGCACGAGUAUGUCCUGAGCGUCUGCUUUGGCUUCUUCUACCCAGUCCUCUUCUGCCUGUUUGCAUGCUUYGGAGUGGUCUUCAACUUCACCCUGAAUGACAGUCGGAAAGGGCCCUUCUGGAAUGUGAUCAUGUGGACUUCCCUGUUCCUGGGCCAGGGUGUCAUCAUCUGCCUCUACAGCCAGGAGUGGUAYGCCCGGCAUUACUGCCCCGUGGAAAAUCCCACGUUCCUGGACUAUUUAAAGCCACGCUCAUGGUCRUGUCAUACGAAGAUGUGAAAAUGGAGUGCUCUGGCCAUGUCAUCACAGAAAAACAGAGUUGUCCUCCAAGUAUUUGGAGCAAUCAUUUAACUCACUACAGACUUUUUCUAAGGGAAGCUAUGCCUCCUGAUUAUUGGGGAGAAACUGUAAUUUUUUAAAAUAUUGCUGGAGCAAACCAGUUGACCUGGAUUGCAACAGACUUCAAAGGCAGCAUCUAUUASAUGCUGUCCCACUUUGAGCCAUUCCCAUGCCAGUAAAACAUUGAGCUGAAGGUGGAGUCUACUGGAAUCCUACACAUCCAGGAGUCCCCCUCAGUUGCUGCUUUUCUGGACAGCAGGCAAGYUAGUCAGAUUUGCAGGUAGCUCAUUGUUGGUAUCUGUCCAUCUUCCUUAGCCAACUCUUUCCAAUUUUUUUCUCCUUUUUCCUAAUGGGAUGUCUACAAAACUUCUGUUUUUCAUGAUCCUGCCUGCCACUGUGACACAGACAAGUGGCAGAGCAGCAGGGUAUUUGCCUCCUUGCUCUGAAGAGGGCCAAAGUAUUCCUGCCUGGCUUCAAACUGCAUCCUGUGUAUGUUGGCUGCCAACACAUAUAAAACAGGCAAAGGAAGAGGGAUUGUCACUGUGCUUGUGGCUGCAUUGCAGAGUCAGGUUUAGAAGCGCAGGGCAUGGUGUGUGCAGUCUUUAWAUGACUUCUUACAGCAAAAAUUUUUGUAUUCAUUUAAUUCCCAGCUGCCUGACAGUGGUUUUGUUCUCUGAAGGCCUUUGUGACUUGAGGAGUACUUUUUCUUUUUGCUCCUCCUUUCUCCUGCUCUAGAUAAUCAAUUCUUUUAACAUGAUUAACUUGUAAAAGAGCUUUUGCUUUAAUUUGSCAGGUGCUUUAAGGUAUACAGGUURUUAAGGGUUUCUUUACUAAGWAAAACUUGAAAUACCAUGACCCAGCUGUAAGAAAAUGGGAUCAGCUUUACAGGUACAGAGCAUGAUCUCGUUUGAAAUAGCCAUGUGCAGUUCAGGGUGCCAGCACACCUUGCCCAUGUCUGUUGUAAUGCUGCUGGGGAAGGAGGAUUGGCCCAGAGCUGCUUUGUCACCUGCCUGUGUCUGCCCUGYUGUCAGAGGGGACUGCAGGUGGAGGUCAGCUUUCUGAGUAUUGCCCUCUUGGUGAAGAGCUGGGACAUCCUCCCAUACACACCAAUCAAGGCAGGGGCCUUGUGUGAGUUUGGUGUUUCCACAAUUGUUAAUGUCCCUUCAAUUCCCUUGUUCUCUCAGCUGCUAAACACAACAAGGAACUCACAGAGCAUCUGGCUACAGAUCACUCCAGUUUUACUGGAACUCCCAUUAUUGGAGAUGGGCUCACCUGAUGGAGGUGAAAAGGGCCACCUGAUAGAGAUACCUGAACUUGGGUGACAACAAUUUUAGAAUUACUCAACUGUUCUCUAUUGGCAGUUUCUGGUAACAGCAUUUCCUUACUACUUAUUUCAUACCAGCAGUAUUGGGACCAUUGCUGGACUGGUCUCCCAAACCACUUCAGGCUCUCAUUUAGGCUUCUGUUUUCACUAACCUGAGUCAGAAGUAAUUUCAUGAAAGCUAGGAAAUCCUUAAAUUCCUCCAAGACUUCAGUCUUCUGUAAGAAGAAAUCAUGCUCUUGAGAAAGGCCAUUGUACCAGGUCAAAUUUGCCAAAUUGUGUUUUCCGUGUGAGGUUCUCUUCUGGAAACAUCUUCUGCUAAAAAUUGUCUGAUGAAAUGGUUGAAGUAAUUUCAGAGGAAGGGGUUCAUGUGUAAACUCAAAUUGGGCAGUAUUAGUAUAUAAAAUCCUGAGAAUUAAAUGGAUUACUUUUUCCUCAUUCAGCUUGAGUAACCUGAAAUCCUUCAGUGUACCUUUUGUGGGAGGAAAGAACAGAAGUUCUGGAACAGCUAAGCUUCCUUAUUGAAAGAAACAGACAAAAAGACAAAAAAACA
Messenger RNA from Malurus melanocephalus (red-backed fairy wren), 3842 nucleotides. It is a transcript of the gene SOAT1, whose product is annotated as sterol O-acyltransferase 1. Gene Ontology annotation, cellular component: endoplasmic reticulum membrane. The transcript is spliced from 16 exons. The coding region runs from base 253 to 1908 and encodes 551 amino acids. The record is from RefSeq and is a predicted model, not a curated record. Gene Ontology annotation, molecular function: cholesterol binding; cholesterol O-acyltransferase activity; fatty-acyl-CoA binding. Gene Ontology annotation, biological process: cholesterol metabolic process; cholesterol efflux. NCBI's taxonomy places the organism in Eukaryota, Metazoa, Chordata, Aves, Passeriformes, Maluridae.